This is a messenger RNA of Phytophthora sojae, 622 nucleotides long. RefSeq lists its product as hypothetical. Gene Ontology annotation, cellular component: ribosome; cytosolic large ribosomal subunit. Gene Ontology annotation, molecular function: structural constituent of ribosome. NCBI's taxonomy places the organism in Eukaryota, Oomycota, Peronosporomycetes, Peronosporales, Peronosporaceae. The transcript has a single exon. The coding region runs from base 16 to 330 and encodes 104 amino acids. The record is from RefSeq and is a predicted model, not a curated record. Gene Ontology annotation, biological process: translation.
UAGACCUCAGCAACCAUGGUGAACAUGCCGAAGGAACGCCGCACCUUUUGCAAGGGCAAGAAGUGCCAGAAGCACACGGUGCACAAGAUCACCCAGUACAAGGCCGGCAAGGCCUCCAAGUACGCCCAGGGCGCGCGUCGCUACAACGACAAGCAGAAGGGUUUCGGUGGCCAGACCAAGCCCGUGUUCCACAAGAAGGCCAAGACCACCAAGAAGAUCACCCUGCGCAUGGAGUGCAAGGAGUGCAAGACCAAGAAGCAGCUCCCCAUGAAGCGCACCAAGCACUUCGAGCUCGGCGAGAAGAAGAAGUCGACCGGCCACCAGUACUAAGUGCGCUAGGCUCGAGCAGGUUUCCGGUCUGCGGGCGUCACUGCUAGGAGCUGUGGUUGGCUGGCUGGGACGCGGUGCUGCUGCUGCUGCUGCUUCGGCGUGGGUUAACUGAUCGGUCUUCGAACGACGAUGUCACUCAACGAUGACUGGGGCGAGGUGGACAGGUGCGGCCGCAGGACGCUCUGCGCCGCUGCGGAGGGAGAUCUGCUGCGGCGGAUGGAGAGCUGCAGAACAACAGGGCGAGCUCGGUAGUGCCUCAAAUCAAAGCCAUGGUCGUAUUUUAGUCCUGAAA